This is a messenger RNA of Liolophura sinensis, 872 nucleotides long. Its product is annotated as DNA-directed RNA polymerase I subunit RPA12-like. Gene Ontology annotation, cellular component: RNA polymerase I complex. The transcript has 5 exons. The coding region runs from base 42 to 401 and encodes 119 amino acids. NCBI's taxonomy places the organism in Eukaryota, Metazoa, Mollusca, Polyplacophora, Chitonida, Chitonidae. The record is from RefSeq and is a predicted model, not a curated record. Gene Ontology annotation, molecular function: zinc ion binding; nucleic acid binding. Gene Ontology annotation, biological process: termination of RNA polymerase I transcription; DNA-templated transcription.
CUUAAUUCGCCCAUGUCUGAAGUAGACGAUAUCCUUUGAAAAUGUCUAAAGAUUCCGUUUUUAAGACAGAGGUAGAUUUCUGCCCAGACUGUGGAACAAUUUUACCCCUGCCGGGCGAUGCAGACGUCGUCUCUUGUAAGAAGUGUGGGUUUCAAAUUGAUAUUAAGGAGUUUGAUGGUAUUGAGGUGCACUCUAAAAUCGUGUUUAACAGCCCGGAUCUGAAGGCUGAGAGUGAAGAAGGGACGGAUGAAGUCACAGGACCGCUGGUGGACCGUGCAUGUUCCAAAUGUGGCCAUGAGGGUAUGACUUUUACUACCCGACAAACAAGGUCAGCUGAUGAAGGUCAGACAGUCUUCUACACAUGUCCAGAGUGCAAAUUUCAAGAGUCAGAGUUUUCCUAGUGCCACAAUUCACUGGUAGACUCACAUGAAGGCGAGUUGUACGUUACAGAGUUUUCCUAGCUAUACAUGUCACUUGUAGACUCACAUGAAGGCAAGUUGUAUGUUACAGAGUUUUCCUAGCUAUACAUGUCACUUGUAGACUCACAUGAAGGCGAGUUGUACAUUACAGAGUUUUCCUAGCUAUACAUGUCACUUGUAGACUCACAUGAAGGCGAGUUGUACGUUACAGAGUUUUCCUAGCUAUACAUGUCACUUGUAGACUCACAUGAAGGCGAGUUGUAUGUUACAGAGUUUUUCUAGCUAUAAAUGUCACUUGUAGACUCACAUGAAGGCGAGUUGUAUGUUACAGAGUUUUUCUAGCUAUAAAUGUCACUUGUAGACUCACAUGAAGGCGAGUUGUAUGUUACAGAGUUUUCCUAGCUAUACAUAUCACUUGUAGACUCACAUGAAGGCGAGUUGUAUGUUACAGAG